Messenger RNA from Abrus precatorius (Indian licorice), 2498 nucleotides. RefSeq names its product DEAD-box ATP-dependent RNA helicase 8. The coding region runs from base 395 to 1747 and encodes 450 amino acids. Gene Ontology annotation, biological process: cytoplasmic stress granule assembly; P-body assembly. Gene Ontology annotation, molecular function: RNA helicase activity; mRNA binding; ATP binding. The record is from RefSeq and is a predicted model, not a curated record. Lineage: Eukaryota; Viridiplantae; Streptophyta; Magnoliopsida; Fabales; Fabaceae. The transcript has 10 exons. Gene Ontology annotation, cellular component: P-body; cytoplasmic stress granule.
GAACAAACAAGAUUAGAAGUUUCUGCGUUCAUUUUGUGUAACUUGAUUUCAACCAUAACCCAUCCAACACUCCUCAAAAUACCAAAUUCUCUCUCUCUGCAGGUUCAACUUCAGCACCCAAUUACCCUCUAAAAACCCUUUCUCUAGAUCUCUACCAAAACAAUUCUCUCUCUAAUUUCCAUUUCUCAAAACAAGAGAAAACCCUAACCCUUUUUUGUAACACCUUCUAGCUUCCUACCUCUCUCUCUGUAUCAUACCCUGAAAACUCUCAUUUUUCAUCUCACUGGUUUAGAUUUCGUAACAAUUUCGGCACAUUUUCUCCCGAUAUUAUUAGGUUAGUUUUGUUGUUUUUUCCUUUUUGCGGUGUAAGUUUUUAGGGUUUUGAAUCGGUGAAAUGAACAACAAUAGAGCGAGGUACCCACCUGGAAUGGGUAUUGGACGACCGGGUUUUAACCCGAACCCGAAUCCAAAUCCGAAUCACCCUUUUCAGGCAAGGCCACCGUACCAGCAACAACCGCACCAACAGCAAUAUGUGCAGAGGCAUUUGGUGCAACAGCCACAACAACAACAACAGUGGCUGAGGAGGGACUCCAACGUUGUUGACGAGGUCGAGAAGACCGUGCAGUCUGAAGCCGUUGACCCAAGUUCACAAGAUUGGAAAGCAAGACUAAAGAUUCCACCACCUGAUACGCGCUAUAGGACAGAGGAUGUAACAGCAACUAAAGGAAAUGAAUUUGAGGAUUACUUUUUGAAGCGUGAGCUUCUCAUGGGAAUAUAUGAGAAGGGUUUUGAAAGGCCUUCCCCCAUCCAAGAAGAAAGCAUUCCAAUUGCUCUUACUGGUAGUGACAUUCUUGCUAGGGCCAAAAAUGGAACUGGCAAAACAGCUGCAUUUUGCAUUCCUGCAUUGGAAAAAAUUGAUCAGGACAAUAAUGUUAUUCAAGUUGUUAUUCUGGUCCCAACCCGAGAAUUGGCUUUGCAAACAUCUCAAGUGUGCAAAGAGCUUGGGAAGCAUUUGAAAAUUCAAGUUAUGGUUACCACAGGUGGUACCAGCCUAAAAGAUGAUAUUAUGCGCUUAUAUCAACCAGUUCAUUUACUAGUUGGAACUCCAGGAAGAAUAUUAGAUCUUGCUAAGAAGGGUGUUUGUAUUUUGAAAGAUUGCUCUAUGCUUGUCAUGGAUGAGGCUGAUAAGCUUCUGUCCCCAGAGUUCCAACCUUCUGUAGAGCAGUUGAUUCAUUUUCUUCCUAGAACCCGUCAAAUCCUGAUGUUUUCAGCUACAUUUCCUGUCACUGUAAAGGACUUCAAAGAUAGGUAUCUUCAGAAACCUUAUGUCAUCAACCUUAUGGAUGAGCUAACUCUGAAGGUGAAUCGGGUUGAACUCCUUGCAAAGAAAAUCACAGAACUUGGGUAUUCAUGUUUCUAUAUACAUGCAAAGAUGUUGCAAGAUCAUCGUAAUAGAGUAUUUCAUGACUUCCGGAAUGGUGCAUGUCGAAAUCUUGUUUGUACUGAUCUUUUUACUAGGGGAAUAGACAUUCAAGCAGUUAAUGUUGUUAUUAAUUUUGAUUUCCCGAAGAACUCAGAGACUUAUUUGCAUAGGGUUGGUCGAUCAGGGAGGUUUGGGCACCUUGGUUUAGCAGUGAACCUGAUUACCUAUGAGGAUCGCUUUAAUUUAUAUAGGAUUGAACAAGAACUUGGAACUGAAAUAAAGCAAAUUCCUCCGCACAUUGAUCAGGCAAUUUAUUGCCGGUGAUUGGCAGUAAAUACCAGGGUUAUGUUGACAACUGGCUAAUAGCCACGGUUAAUGUGACUGACUGAAGCAAGUUCAUAUGCCCUGGCAUGCAAGAACGCACUAUGGAAAACAGGGUAUUGUUGAACCCUUUGUUGAGUGCCUUUUUCCAUUAUUAGGACCUUAAAAAUUUAAUACUGGCUUUUAACUGCCCAAUAGUUACUGGGUCCAGUUUGGGUUUCCGUUGAUUACAUUUGCAGAUUUGUUUGUCACAUGGUAUUAGUAUUUUAGUUUUAUAAUUGAAUGAAUGGUUUAGGGAUACUAUACCUUGUUAUGAAUAUGCCCCUUCCCCAUGCUUAUUAUUCUAUUUGGUCUGCCAGUAUAGGUUCUCUUAUAGAUGGUAGAUUCAUUUAGCUGUAGAAACCUCAACAUUUGCUGCUCAGAUUAUGCUAUAUGGUUCAUGGCGAUGCUGGUUUAUCUGCCAUUGCUUUUCGCCAGGAUUUUGAUGGCCUUUGCCGUUGAAGCCAAAGUAUGUGGAAUCCUCGUCAAUUUUUAAUUUCAUGAGGAUGCCCUUAGUCACUGAAUUUCUGGUGGUCAUGGAAUUUUAUAUACGUAUGAAGUGGCUUUGAUAGAUUGUAAGACAUUUCCAAGCGCAGCUUUAUACUAUUCAAUUUUUCAUAAACAGGAAAAUCCUUUUCAGUUGGCCAUCAAUUCUUCUUUAGCUUUGCUGAGAAUGUUGGAUUUAUAUUCAAAUGUAAAAUUAUAAUAUCCGGUU